ACAGCUACCUUUCAGACGAAGCUGGGCCAAGGAUGUUUACUUCAUGCUUUUAUCGUAUGGCAGCCUAAUGACACUUAAUUGCUUCAUUUGCUAAACGAGCUUGGGGCUGGGGACCGAUGCAGCUCGACUCGAUUCGACGUGCCAGCCCCAGACUGGAACUGUAGCAAAGAGACAGAGGAGAGGGUGGUAGAGACAGGAUCAGUAGAGGCGAGUAUAUGAACAUAGAAAAUACAGGAUUAGAGCAGUUCCCUCUGUGUGAGUUGCAUCAUUUUCAGUGGAGACACAGCAGAUAGUGGACUGCACCAUUAGAGACUCAUUUGACUUGGAAAGAAGGUGUUAAUUUUCAUUAGCUUUCUUGUAGAGGAAAGGGAGGUUUUUAGGUUAGUAUAGAAAAACUUAAGAAAAGAUGUGUCAAAGGAAAAUGGCUGUAAAUCCAAGUUAAGUAGACAAUGGAGUAGUAGGACAAGUGGUUUUGGAAGUCUUGAACGGUUGAGUAGAGAGAGCUAAGUAGAAUUUAGAUUCUUUCUUCUUUCUUGGAGCUUUUUAGUUAAAAAGAAUUACACCAAGCAACGGUGACGAGAGAAUAAAGGGUGUGAAAAUGGAACACUAACGUUUUGAGUUAGAGAGGAAAAGAAGAUUUGAAAAGUAGAGCAGGACAGAAAGCAGUAGAGCAGAAACUAGAAUAAAGUGGACUUUGAAUCAAGCCAUGGAGUUGCUUGAGGUGUUUUACCGCAGGAAGCUCCGGAAGAAGCAGAAAAAAGCGGAGCUGGGCCGGUCAGAUGGGGCAUUAUGUCGGUCGCCGUCAGAGGCCAGCGUCAACAGCCUGGCGACUGGUCUCAUCUCCAAAGUCCUCAGGUUCACCUCCAGACGCAGUCAGCCAGCAUCUCGUCCUCAUUCAUGGCAUUCAACGAAGCUUGGUGAGGUUCAGCAGGAGUCAGAACAGGAAAAGAUGGAAACAAUGAGCAGCGCCUGCCACCACACCUAUCACACCAGUGCUUCGACUACUGACCUGGCUGGUGGCUUUGACUCCGGUGGCAGCUCUCUGAGGAAGAGUCCGGACCAGUACAGCUCUAGGGGCAGCAUGGAGAGCCUGGACCCUCCCCAGUCCUCCCAGCUUCACUCUGGAGCUCAGCACCACCACCUACUUGGCCACCAUACCUACAGUGGGCCCCACCCCACCUACUCCUCCUGCCACCAGCUGUCCUCUGCCAGAUCCUCAAACAGCAUCGACCACCUCCACAGCAAACGAGACUCUGCCUAUUCCUCCUUCUCCACCAGUUCCAGUAUCCCAGAGUACCUUGCCUCCACACCCUCCUUCAGCCCAGAGCGCUCCUUUUCACUAGAGACCGUCCCUCAGAGAGGAGGGGGAAGUGGUGAGAUGCAGCAGGCUGACAUCCAUUACAUCCGGACAGUUUACGAUGCCCAGCAGGGCCUAUCUCAAGAGCAUGAGCUAAAUUCCACCUCUGCUGCGUUGCUACACAACUGCGAUUCCCGAGGUGGGGGUGGGGCAAGGCCCGGGCUGAGCCAAGAUGUGAAAGGUUCAUUAGGUGGGGUCUGUUACCGUGGAAGCAGCAGCGGCAGCAGCAGUGGUGGCAGCAGUGGUGGUGUGCCAGCUUCAAACAGACACAGUGUCGGUCCAAUAUGGAGCCCGGCAGCUACCCGCAGCUCCUAUGAAAGCUUGAAGGGGGUGCCAGCUCCACCAAGGCGCAGCGACAGCUACGCAGCCAUCAGGAACCACGAAAGACCAAACUCUUGGUCCAGUCUGGAGCAUGCCCGGUCACUACGGUCUCUGCAGAAAGGUUCCUGGCAUCACUCAAGUGGCCCUGUGACCUCAGGUGCAGCUAAAGGCUCAUAUGGCACAGAGUGUCAGCUCCACACAGUGAUAGAGAAGAGUCCAGAGAGCAGCCCCACCACAAAACCCCGGCAGGGUGGAGGUUUUCCCCAGCCCCUUUCACCUCCUGAACCCUCUACUGGACCUGGAGGCCCCACCACCCAGUCCGGCUGGCUCAUUUUUCCCACGGGGGUGUACCCUGUCCCCCAGCCUGAGCCCCACUACGCACAGAUGCCCAGCUCCAACCCUGGGGCAGGUUCCUCUGCAGUCUAUCCCGCCCUUGCCAAGGAAAGCAGCCGACAGCAGCACCAGGGGCUGCAGGGAUUUGGAGGGAAGGAUGAAGGAUGGACAGAGGGUCACAAGGAUGGAAAGAUAUCAGUUACAGAAAAUGGACACCAAAAUGACAUUUCUACUUCACCAUACCUGCACUCCCCGACAUCUGCCUCUUCACAGCUCAGGACUCAAGCACACGAGGCAGAGAGGCCUCAACAGGAAGAGUCUCACCAUGGACACUACAAAUCCCACAUGAAAACUGCUGGAGGGCGAUCAGAGGGUCAGACAGGGUCCCAAAGACCCAACCACCAGGAACCUCACAGUCAGAGCUUCCAAGGGUCCUAUACUCAUAAAAGCCAGGGACCCCACAGCCAUGCAUUCCAGGAACAAAACCACGGUUUCCAUAUUCCCCACAUCCAAUCCACCCGUGGACCCAGGCCCCUAUCAUCACACGAGUGGAGGGACCCCUACACACCUGUCCCGUCCAGGGGAGACAGGAGCAGAUCACUGGACCAGACCACCAUUCAUUCAGACCCAGUGGCGUUCUCCAGGCCCACCCAGGGACAAGUACUACCUACCCACUUAUCAGUACACCCUCAGCCUCAGGCUCAACCCACCUCCGCUUCCCAGACUUCUCCCUGUCACCUAAGUGAAACAGCAGCUCUGCAGUACCACCAAUGGGAUCACAGAGAACGAGGCAAAGACAGAGAACACCCACUUACCCGUUUGGAAAUCGCCCUUGCAGAGGUCCAGCAAUGCACCAUCUCUGACAGUGCGGUCUCUGGCAGUAACCAUGGCAACAGUAGCCUAGCUGAUGGCAGCCAGGGGCCUGCCCGUAGCCUGUCUGUCUUGGAGAAAGUGAGUCGUUUUGAGCGCCAGGAACGUGCCGGAAAGCUGCGUUGUCACAGCACAAACAACGCACACAACAAAGCCACUCAACUGAGGAUGAGUGAGAAAGGCCACAGCACCCCCUGUGGAGCAGAUGACCUGAGAAACAUGCUGGAGAAAAGCACCAAUGGGACCAAAGCCCACAGAACUCUGAGCUACAGAGGAGGGAGCAGUGACCACAUGAAAUACAGGACCCCAACAGAUCCCAGUUCAGCUCUCCAAAGGAGUCGCAGCAGCUUCCAGCUGGAUGAAUCCAGUGACAGCAGCAAAGACUUCCCCCAGAGACAGGACAUGCAGGAGAUGCUAGGCUCCAUGCAGGAUACAUCCUCCAACAGAUCUUACAGGGAAUCUUUGAAAGACGCCCAGUCAAAGGUCCUGCGGUCCACCUCCUUCAGACGGAGAGACCUCAGCUCCUCAGUCAGCCCUCCUCCUGCAGCUCCUCCUCCUGUGUCCUCCCCCAGCAGCCAUCAGCCUCCACCUGUCCCUGGCAAGCUUUACUCCCUGGAGAAAAAAGGCCCCAAAACUAUGCCAAAACCACAGGGCAUCAUCAUAACAGCAAAGUCGCCACCACUGGUCACUUCCCCUCACACCCCAAAGGAGCGACAUGUGGUUAGCCCGGAGAUUCGAGGCACGAGCCCCCCAGCUCUCCCCAGCAUUCCGGCAGUGGGACCUCCUGCUCUGAUUCGGAUUUGCGGCCGCAAGCGCCUGGCGGCAGACCAAAAGAAGCGCUCGUACUCAGAGCCAGAAAACAUGAAUGAGGUUGGGGUUUCAGACACUGAGACUGCUGCCCUCUUCAGGCGUGGAGGAGAGACCAGUGUGGCAGACCGGCGGAAGAUGUUUGAACUUGCAGCAAGUUGUGUCAGGGGUGGGCCUACCCAGAACGCCACGUCAAGGCCUGACCUACGACAGCUUCAGCAGGAUGCUCUUGCAGAGUACUUGGAGAGGAAGAGAGGUAUAAAGAGAGAUGAGGGAGGAAAGAGGAGUGGACCAAGGCCUCGCAGUGCUUAUCUACAACCUGAGAACAGCAACCAUACAGAAACCCUCAGCCUCUCCUCUGCCUCCAGCCUGCUUUCCCUCCAGGACUCUGGCUCAGAAAGAAACUUCUAUUGGGAGAGGCGUCUCUGCUCCACUCUUCCUUCUGGAGCCAACCUGCGCAACCUCCAGUCCAACAUCUUCUACCCUGGUAGGGUGACAACUCCAAGGCCUCCAGCGCACCCACCACACAGUGCUCCUCCUGGCUCCCCUCCUGAGAUCCAGGCCAAGAUCCUCCAGGGUCAUACCCCAGAAGCAGGUCUCAGCAGACACAGUCAAUCUUUGAGCAGAGACCCAGGCCUGCCACACCAGCAGCAGGAUGCAGAGUCUCAACUCAGCCUGGGACUGUCCAAGCAGCUGAAUGGGGCUCUGCAGAGGGCAUGGUCUGAUCAGAGCUCCGGGAAAUCGACAUCUGCUGAGGAUCUCCUGGAACGAUCUGAGGAGAGACAGACGAGUCCGCAACACUACCGCUCCUGCUCUUCCCCAGCUGUGGAAGCACUAAACCAGGACUUCCGUCCAGGUGAUAUCAGGAUGCUUGGUGUGUUCAUGCCUGAACCAGGAUGCUGGCGUCAAGCUGAGGACAGACCUGUAGAUAUCCAGGUGUCAGGGAGCCUUGUCUCUCCUCAACCAUCCCAGAACAGUCUGAACACCGUCCAGCCUGAAGGACCUUUUCAAGACCCAGGCUCCUCCUUCAUUCCUGUGACUCGUAGAGAGCGGCAAAGGAACAUCGAUCGCCAGCGAGCCCACAGCACCUCCACCUUGGCAGCCUCUGUUGGCCUGCCCUGCCCCUUCUUCCCACCUGGGACUCAGGAUGGUAGUGGCACUGAUUGGCAAGCUAGCGAGAGAUUGAGCCUGGCCAACCUUGGUGCCAUCACCUUCCCAGGCAUACCGCAAACCAGCGCAGGUGAUAGUGAUGGCAGUAAGGGCGCUGCUGUCAACACCACUAGCUUUGAUGAAACCCUUGUGAUGUACAGACAAACAAGGCACAGUUUGAGUGAUGCCAGCAUAUUAGAAAACACUGAAAAGGAGAUGUAUAGAGGGAGAGCCUACAGUCUAGAGAUGAGAGGAGGGCAUUCUGCAGAAAACCCCAAACAAGUUUCAGCAGUGAUGGCAACACCCCUGUCCCAUUCCCAGCUUGCACCCCCACCAGACAGGAAGGAAAGGAACUCUGUGUCAUCUCCUUCCCCAACAUCCCUAUCAUCCAUCCGCCACCUGUCCUCACUGCGAAUCUCUGAGUCCCGUCUCUUCAGCUCCACUGACCAGCAGCAACCUUUAGAAACCUCCACAGGUCUAUCACAGGAGGACUUUGAUGAGGUAUUCCUCCAAAAUCCUGCCUCUCUGUCACCUCCUCCACCAAGUAUCAUGGAGGACUUUCCUCCUCCUCUUCCUCCUCCUCCUCCCUUUGAGUUGGAGCAAGAAACUGGAAACCAGUCUGUGGAAAGUCCAAGUUCUGAAUUCUUAAACAACUCCAGCAUUCCCACCAGAGAGUCAUCCCUUCCCAUCCCUCCAACAUCCAUUUCCUCCUCUGUUUUCCCUCCGCCUGUGCUCUCCACCAUCAGCACAUUUACCACAACUGAGGACAGCCUAGGUUUUGAGUACCAGCCCCUUCCUAAGAGGGAAAAGACAUCUGAGGAGCUGCAAGUGGAGGCGCUGGCUCGGCAGCUGGUGUUGCAGGACAGCUCUCUGGUGCCCCUCCUGGACACAUGGGGGGCUAAAUCCACUGUUGAGCUGAUGGAGGAGAUCUUUCCAAACAGUAAAUUAGCUGAUAAAUCACAAUGGCAGCACAGGGGCAGGAUCCAAGAUGGCAUCUGCAAUUCUGCUCCAAGGGCAGCAACGGAUGGAGGGACAGUGACCAAUUUGGAUGAGGUUGAGAAAGACCUCAACACCAGAAAGGUGGAGCUGUGUGAGGCUCUGAGGAAUAGUGUGGACGCUCUGCAGCAGGAGAAGGAGGUAUUGUGUGAGGAGCAAAGGCAUCACCAGGCGCUGGGGGCAGCCAUCGAAACAUUGGUACAGGAACGCCUCAAAACCAAUGAGAGGGACAAGUACAGCAUGUUCAUCGGAGAUCUGGAGAAAAUUGUAAACCUGCUGCUGUCUCUGUGCAGCCGGCUGUCGAGGAUUGACAGAUCUCUGCUCGCUCUGGAAAGAGAGGAGCUGACACAGGAAAACACAGCAGAGGAGAGGCCACUUUAUGGGCUUUCUCCUCCUCCUCAGGACUCCCUCCAUCACAAACGCUGUCUGCUCCUCCGUCAAACUGAAGAUGCCUGGGAGCUGAAGGAGAACUUGGACAAGAGGCAGCGGGUGGUCCAUGCCAUCCUGUCUGGCCACCUCACUGAACCACAGCUCCAGGACUACCGCCAGUUCGUCAGCACCAAACCCUCCUUUCUGAUUCGCAGACGGCACUUGGAAGACCUUAUACGGCAGGGGGAGGAGCAGCUGACACGGUUGGCAGAAAGCCUGCCAGCCAAGCUGGUAGAGGCUCAUGGUUGGUCGAGAUCCUAUCCGUUCUUAUUGCCAACCCCUGUGCCCUGCUCUUCUCCAUUUCCACCACUGCUUCAACAAUCUGUGAUGCCAGGUCCUGUCCCCUCAGUCAGGUCCACCACUGUGACAUCACUGUGAUGUCAUGGACAUGCCACUGCUACAGGUCGCAGUGAAAGAUGGGAAAUGAAGAAAAGAUGCUUGGCUCCCUAAAAAUGCUCUCUAAGCUUGAGUGAUGCUCUAAGCUGAAGAUGUAUUACAUGAAGGAAGAGCCUAAAUUGGGUUCUGUCCACACUGAAACAACUAUGCAGGAUUCAUACAUGAAGAACAAAAGCCUCUAAUGUGCCUCGUUGUACUCACACCUGACUGUAUAUUACACCUUUAUUCACCUCAACAUCAACAAUCAGCGCAGUGAGGACUCAAACCAGCUGCUGCAGAUGUUUCUAAUUAUCCUCUGCUCUGAAAGGUGAUUUUUUUUUGUUUGUCACGUUGGAAGUUCCCAAGAAGGUUAAUUGUCAAAGCUUUAUAGGACAAUUCUAGUGUUACAGGUACCUACCAGGAAUUUCCAACUCUUUUGUUCAAAAUACAUGAUAUAUUUGCUUUCAGUGUUUAAAUAUUCCUUGCAGUAAAGCCAAGAAAAAUCAGCUUCAAAUUAUGUUCAUUUUGCCAGAUAAAUUAGAAAUACCCUACAUUAAAUAUUAUCAAGGGCCACCCACCAAGGUAGCACCAGGUCCGGGGAAUCCUCCACAGAAGACGGUUUAAAAGUAGGUUAGAAGGAAACCAGAGUUAAUAGUAGAAAUGCUUUGUAAAAAAGUCCUAGACACACUGGAUUUGUCUUUGAACAACCCUUACGGUGCUUUCAGGAAUUUAAAACAUUCAGUUGUCAUCUCUCAUAGACAAAAUACUAUCAUCUGUAAAAUAUUGUCAUCUUGAGAAAACUAUUCAGUGAUUUUCACCAGAACUGCUCAGCUUUCGCACAUGUACAGUCAAUUUACAAAAAUUGAUUAACACCAAAAUUGGAGGGAGACUGCCACUAACAAUUCUAUGCACAGAUCCAGGGAACCAUUUUAAGAAAACUGUUAUGAUCACUGUCACAUCAUAUUGUAACACUACUACUGCACUACUGUCUGUAUAUCUGGAGCUUGUAGCAAUUUUAGCCUUUUGACUACUGUUUGAAGCUGAAUUUACACUGAAUCAUAAACAUUGUUCUGUUAUUCCUCUUCAAAAGUUUCCUGUGAUUGAACAUUGGAUGUUCCAAAAAAGGAAUUUUUCAAUACCUAAAUUGGAAAUAUUUUCAGAGUUUAAUUUUGCAUUUUAAUGCUUGUUGGUCCAAAAACUGAUUAUUUUAUGUUCCUGUUGUUCAGUAUUGCAGUUGUGGCUCUUGUAACAUGCUGAACAAUUACUUUCAUUAAUAACAGAAAUAGAACAUUUACCAAACCUAAAAAUAUUUAUUUUUAUUAUAAUUCUUUUUUAAUUUUGAUUACAUGAAACACAGACAAUAAGCCUGUACUCAAACUUGAGAAGAUGGAACCAGCAAAUAUUAUGAUUGGUAAAUAAUGUAAACAACUAAUCAAUCAUUAAAAUUACUGAUAAAUAUACUGCUGAUCACAUAAUUAAACGAAUAAACCGGCCAGGUGUUCCGUGUGUGGUUAAAUGUCUCAGUUGCACAUUGUAACACUGAGAGGAGUUCAACACUCCUUUUAUAAAAUUCUGCAUAUCAUAUCUGUUUCAGAAAAUAAUAGAACUUGAAAUUCUUCAUUUAAUCUCUGCCUGAAGGUUUGAGUCAGUCAAAUUAUUAGCACUUUGUCUGCUCUGCCAGUCGCCGUUUCAGUUACUGAUGUCAGUCUGUGUCAAGCUCAGAGAUAAGCCUGAUGACAUCACUUUAGCCCGUUUUCCAUCGGUCAAAAAACUCGCUAAGACCCGCUAACAUUGGGCUUUUGUCGGUAAUGAAAAAAGGUUCAAUUGUCAUUCACACCCGGGUAACAUGACUGCAGUAGACACAGGUAUUUAUCGGCUCCGAUUGGCAUUGAUGUAAACACAACAACCGGGUAAACCCGCUAAUUUUCACCCUUUUUCCUGCUGUAACGUCUUUCAGAGCACAGACUGUAGACAGAUCUGUCACCUGUCGAGCACGAUGCUGUUAAACCACAAACACUGCGGCUACACUGCACGGUGAUGAAAGAGUGAGCAAAAUAAGUUUUAAAAACACACAAUCACCGAUAGAAGCGUCUCACACAGAAGCUUUGACACAUUUACAGGAGCCCCAACCCAUGGAUGAAAUGUGACAGAUCUGUUUUAACAGUUUACACAGCUAUAUAGCAGCUCACUGUUCUUCCCCUGCGUCUGAGUGUGCUCUGUAAAUGCAUGUGAUGACGUCGCUCCUUGCAGUUGUGUGCGUAAAGUCCGAACAGAAAGACAAACUCGACUGGCAGUGGAAAAGGUGUCAAUCGGCUUUUAUUACCGGGUUUACAUGCUUGUACCCGCUAAUUUAGGUGGGAAUAGGGUAUAUGACAUCAUCAGUGUUAUUUUCUCCUCUAAAGCUACAGAAGACGUUAUACACCUGUUUUCACAGGCUCAGAAGCAUUAACAAUGACAGUGCCACUUCAUUGUUAUUUAAAUUGUCCUACUCAUGGAUUAUUAAUUGCAGUAUUUUUUGUGGUCAUGAAAAGUUAACAUUAACAAAAAUCAUUGUUUCCACCAAGGUGAAGUAUUUAUUUGUGUCUAAAUAAUACAUUUUGCAAAUAUGCGGUCAGAUGAAGUGCAGUAGAUAGGAAAAGGACAAAAGGUGCAACAUUCAAUUGUCAAAAACGAUAAAAUAUUACACAGCAUUCAACAACAAUAAUUUUGUGACGUCAUGUCUUAUUUAGAAUUUCUUGUCAUUGCCCUUAUUUGAUAGCGCACUGUUGUCCUCUCUGGGCUCCCACAGUUUUCUAAAGAACACAUUCUACUCACUCAAGUCUUUCAACUGCCAAUGAAAGAUCAGGUUUAUACACAUGUCACAUGUUUUAUAAAACAGUUUUGCCAUGUAGCAGGUGCCAUAAAGAAUAUAUGUUCUGGGGUAAAUAUUUAUUAUGUUAUUAACAGCUUCUCAAACAGAUUAAGUAUUGAUCAGUAGAGGGUUUUUUUUUUUUACCUGUUUUCACUCUUUAAGAGCACCUUUUAAAUAUUCUCCAAACAUAACAGCACACAAACAGCCUUAUGUCUUCAUUUAAACACAGAUUUUCGUUAUUGAUAUUGUAUUAUUCUUGUUAUUUUAAGAGGCACAACUGAAUAUCUCAAACAUGUCUUGGUUUAUGUUGAAUUAAAUUCAAUGUUUGCUUUGAAAGAAGGAUGAUUGUAAAACAGCUCCUGACUUUUGAAAAAUAAAUGUAUUUUGUAAAUGCUUUCA
This is a messenger RNA of Seriola aureovittata, 9887 nucleotides long. RefSeq names its product shroom family member 3 (gene shroom3). The transcript has 24 exons. The record is from RefSeq and is a predicted model, not a curated record. Lineage: Eukaryota; Metazoa; Chordata; Actinopteri; Carangiformes; Carangidae. Gene Ontology annotation, cellular component: cortical actin cytoskeleton; apical plasma membrane; adherens junction. Gene Ontology annotation, biological process: actin filament organization. Bases 707 to 6640 code for a protein of 1977 amino acids. Gene Ontology annotation, molecular function: actin filament binding.